CACCUCUGUCCGUUUUCAGUACCACCGUGACGGGGUCUGCCAGUGUUCUCAGGAAACCAAAAAAAUGAAUGCGGUCACGUCCUAGCAUGCUUGGCUGCAUGCCCCUGGAUACCACAAAUGCUUAGAAGUCAGCGGCAACGAAGCAGUAGUCGCCGGAGACGACCACACGUCACGCGCACACAGGGCAGGGAUUCACAGGCACCCGUCCAGCAGGUCCUCGACGGCGUCCGCGUCGGCGACGUCCGCGGCGAACUCCGCGCGGACGAGCGCGCGCGCCCGGUACACCAGGAGCGCCGGGAGGCGCGCCUCGUCGAUCUCGAGGCCGAAGGCUGGGAAGCUUUUGAUCGUGUCCCCGUCGAGGCGCACGAUCGCCGGCGCGCACGCGCCCACGAACCGGCAGUCGCCCGGACGCCGCGCCUGGCGCGCCGCGAGCAGCGCGAGCGCGCGGUCGACGCGCCGAGACGCGUCGGUCCGGGAGAAGACGUGCACCAGCACAGGCGUCGCGACGUCCGCCUCCGCGACGGCCUCGAGCAUGGCCCGCGCGUCGCCCGCCGUCGGGACCAAGGGUGCGUCGUGCUUCAGUGCCUCGAUGCGGCGCUGUCGGAGUUUCUCGACCUCGGCGUCGCGCAGGCGCCGUCGCUCCCCGAGCGCCGCGCCGCCGGCCAUCGUCGCGCAGACCAACUUAUGCGUUUCCUCCGAGACGUGCGCCGGCCUCUCUUGGCUGAACGCGGCGACGGCGUCGGCCUGGCGCGCGCCGCGCUGCAGCUCCAGCGCGAGGGGGUCGUCGAGCAAUGCGUCGUCGCCGUCGUCCGGCUCCGGUCGGACGUUGUCCAGCGUCACGUCCGUGAGUCUUGGGAAGGCGGCCAUGCGUAGCUUAAGCAAAACAUGGAUGCUUGUCGUGCUCAG
Pelagomonas calceolata is the source of this 906-nucleotide messenger RNA. The record is from the annotation of a GenBank genome assembly. Lineage: Eukaryota; Pelagophyceae; Pelagomonadales; Pelagomonadaceae.